Molecule: messenger RNA, 9880 nt
Organism: Rattus rattus (black rat)
Lineage: Eukaryota; Metazoa; Chordata; Mammalia; Rodentia; Muridae
Gene: Tns1
Product: tensin 1
Exons: 33
Coding region: 1-5625 (1874 amino acids)
Biological process (GO): fibroblast migration
Molecular function (GO): protein binding
Source: RefSeq, a predicted model, not a curated record
AUGGGCUGCACCGUGAGCCUGGUGUGCUGCGAGGCGCUCGAGCCUCUGCCUUCUUGUGGCCCGCAGCCCCCCGGGACUCCGCCGGGCCCCGCGCGGCCCGAGCGCUCUGAGCCCGGGGGUGCGGCGUCCAUCCAGAGGAGGAGGCUGCUGCUUCAGCCAGAAGACCUGGAGGCCCCCAAGACCCACCACUUCAAGGUGAAGGCCUUCAAGAAGGUGAAGCCAUGUGGCGUCUGCCGGCAGGCCAUCACUCGGGAAGGCUGUAUUUGCAAAGUCUGCAGCUUCUCCUGUCAUCGGAAAUGCCAGGCCAAGGUGGCUGCCCCUUGCGUUCCUCCAUCCAGCCAUGAACUGGUGCCCAUCGCCACGGAGAGUGUGCCCAAGAAUGUAGUAGAUGUGGGGGAAGGAGACUGCCGGGCUGGAAGUACUCCGAAAAACCUGGAGGAGGCCGGCUCCAUGAGAGUUUCUCCAAGCAUACAGCCACAGCCACAGCCUAUCAGUCUCUCUAGAAACCUGAGUGUGAACCGAGCCAUGGAAGACAGCUGUGAGCUGGACCUGGUGUAUAUCACCGAACGCAUCAUCGCCGUGUCCUUCCCCAGCACAGCUAAUGAGGAGAACUUCCGCAGCAACCUCCGUGAAGUGGCUCAGAUGCUGAAGUCCAAGCAUGGGGGCAACUACCUGCUGUUCAACCUCUCUGAGCAGAGGCCUGACAUCACAAAGCUCCACGCUAAGGUCCUGGAAUUUGGCUGGCCUGACCUGCACACACCAGCCCUGGAGAAGAUUUGCAGUGUCUGUAAGGCCAUGGACACCUGGCUCAAUGCAGACCCCCACAAUGUCGUUGUUCUCCACAACAAGGGAAACCGAGGCAGGAUUGGGGUCGUCAUUGCAGCAUAUAUGCACUACAGCAACAUUUCAGCCAGUGCUGACCAGGCUCUUGACCGGUUUGCAAUGAAGAGAUUCUAUGAGGACAAGAUCGUGCCAAUUGGCCAGCCAUCCCAGAGGAGAUAUGUGCACUACUUCAGCGGCCUACUCUCCGGCUCCAUCAAAAUGAACAACAAGCCUUUGUUUCUGCAUCAUGUGAUCAUGCAUGGCAUCCCCAACUUUGAGUCUAAAGGAGGGUGCCGGCCCUUUCUUCGCAUCUACCAAGCCAUGCAACCUGUGUACACAUCUGGCAUUUACAACAUCCCUGGAGACAGCCAGGCCAGCAUCUGUAUCACCAUCGAACCAGGGCUGCUCCUGAAAGGAGACAUCUUGCUGAAGUGUUACCAUAAGAAGUUCCGGAGCCCGGCUCGAGACGUCAUCUUCCGAGUGCAGUUCCACACCUGUGCCAUCCAUGACUUGGGGGUCGUUUUUGGAAAGGAAGAUCUGGAUGAGGCCUUCAAAGAUGAUCGAUUUCCUGACUAUGGCAAAGUGGAGUUUGUCUUUUCCUAUGGACCAGAGAAAAUCCAAGGCAUGGAGCACCUGGAGAACGGGCCCAGUGUAUCUGUAGACUAUAACACUUCUGACCCCCUCAUCCGAUGGGAUUCCUAUGACAACUUCAAUGGGCAUCGUGAGGAUGGCAUGGAAGAAGUGGUGGGACACACCCAAGGGCCGCUGGAUGGGAGCCUGUAUGCCAAAGUGAAGAAGAAGGACUCCCUGAAUGGCAGUUCGGGGCCUAUCACUACCGGAAGGCCUGCCCUGUCAGCCACUCCCAACCACGUGGAACACACACUGUCUGUGAGCAGCGACUCCGGCAACUCCACAGCCUCCACUAAGACAGACAAGACUGAUGAGCCAGUCUCUGGGGCUGCCACUGCCCCUGCUGCCCUGAGUCCUCAGGAGAAGAAAGAGCUGGAUCGCCUACUAAGUGGCUUCGGUGUAGAUAGAGAGAAGCAAGGUGCCAUGUACCGGGCUCAGCAACUCAGAUCCCACCCAGGCGGGGGCCCGACUGUGUCCUCCCCUGGCCGCCACAUUGUCCCAGCUCAGGUUCAUGUCAAUGGUGGGGCCCUGGCAUCUGAGCGGGAGACGGACAUUCUGGAUGAUGAGCUGCCCAUCCAGGAUGGGCAGAGUGGGGGCAGCAUGGGAACACUGUCUUCCCUGGAUGGGGUCACCAACACCAGUGAAGGUGGCUACCCAGAGACCCUGUCCCCACUGACCAAUGGUCUGGACAAAUCCUAUCCCACAGAACCUAUUCUCAACGGGGGAGGCUACCCCUAUGAGUCUGCCAACCGGGUGGUACCUGUUCACAGCAGUCACUCGGCUCCCAUUCGACCCUCCUACUCUGCUCAGGAGGGUUUAGGUGGCUACCAGCGUGAGGGACCCCACCCGACCUGGUCAAAACAAGUGACCAGCGCUCACCAUGGCUAUGACCCCAGUGGUCUAUUCCGAUCCCAGUCCUUUCCAGAUGUGGAGCCUCAGCUGCCCCAAGCUCCAGCCCGUGGGGGCAGCAGCCGAGAGGCUGUGCAGAGGGGCCUGAAUUCAUGGCAGCAGCAGCAGCAGCAGCAGCAGCAGCAGCAGCCCCAUCCACCUCCCCGCCAGCAGGAGCGAUCCCCACUGCAGAGUCUUGCCUGCAGCAAGCCUAGCCCCCAUCUGUCAGCAGAGACCCCCAUACCCGCUCUCCCAGAGUUCCCAAGGGCAGCCUCCCAGCAGGAGAUUGAGCAGUCCAUCGAAGCCCUCAAUAUGUUGAUGCUGGACUUGGAGCCAGCCUCAGCUGCUGCCCCUCUUCAUAAGUCCCAGAGUGUCCCUGGAGCCUGGCCAGGGGCUUCCCCACUCUCUUCCCAGCCCCUCUUGGGGUCUUCCUGCCAGUCCCACCCACUGACCCAGUCCAGAUCUGGCUAUAUCCCCAGUGGGGACACCCUGGGAGCCCCGGAGCUGCUCUCUUCUGGAAGGUCUUACUCACCUUACGAUUAUCAGCUGCAUCCAGCUGCAUCCAACCAGAGUUUCCAGCCAAAAAGUCCAGCCUCUUCCACCUUCCUUCCAAGCCCUCAUAGCUCUGCAGGGCCUCAGGAGCCCCUAGCCUCUCUCCCUGGUCUCAUCGCCGAGCCUCAGCUCCCACUGAAGGAAACUACUUCAGAUCCCUCCCAAACUCCGGAGGAAGAGCCGCUGAACCUGGAAGGGCUGGUAGCCCAUCGGGUAGCAGGGGUUCAGGCUCGGGAGAGGCAGCCUGCAGAGCCCCCAGCCCCACUCCGGAGGCGGGCAGCCAGUGAUGGACAGUAUGAGAACCAGUCUCCGGAGGCCACAUCCCCCCGUAGUCCUGGGGUCCGCUCCCCCGUCCAGUGCGUCUCCCCUGAGUUGGCUCUUACCAUUGCCCUCAACCCUGGAGGGCGCCCCAAAGAGCCCCAUUUGCAUAGCUACAAGGAGGCCUUUGAGGAAAUGGAGGGGACCUCCCCAAGCAGCCCACCACCCAGCGUGGCACGUUCUCCUCCAGGUCUGGCUAAGACACCGCUGUCUGCUCUAGGCCUGAAACCCCACAACCCAGCGGACAUCUUGCUGCACCCCACGGGUGAGCCCCGGAGCUAUGUGGAGUCCGUUGCAAGGACAGCAGUGGCAGGCCCUCGAGCUCAGGACUCGGAGCCUAAGAGCUUCAGUGCACCAGCCACCCAUGCCUAUGGCCAUGAGACACCCCUGAGAAACGGGACUCCCGGAGGCUCCUUUGUCUCCCCCAGCCCCCUUUCCACAAGCAGUCCCAUCCUCAGUGCUGACAGCACUUCCGUGGGCAGUUUCCCAUCAGCGGGGAGCAGUGACCAGGGUCCCCGGACACCCAUCCAGCCCAUGCUGGACUCCAGCAUUCGCUCAGGCAGCUUGGGGCAGCCAAGCCCUGCAGCCUUGAGUUAUCAGAGCUCCUCACCUGUCCCUGUUGGUGGCAGCAGCUACAGCAGCCCUGACUACUCCCUUCAACCAUUCAGCUCUUCUCCAGAAAGCCAGGGCCAGCCACAUUUCAGUGCGGCCAGCGUCCACAUGGUACCUGGGAGCCCUCAGGCACGACACAGGACAGUGGGCACCAACACUCCACCUAGUCCCGGUUUUGGUCGGCGGGCCAUCAACCCCACCAUGGCUGCCCCUGGUAGUCCCAGUUUGAGCCACCGACAGGUGAUGGGUCCAUCUGGUCCAGGUUUCCAUGGUAACGUGGUUUCUGGCCACCCAACCAGUGCAGCGGCGGCUCCUGGAAGUCCCAGCUUGGGCCGGCACCCAGUGGGAAGCCAUCAAGUUCCAGGUCUCCACAGCGGUGUGGUCACUACUCCAGGGAGCCCAAGCCUGGGCCGACACCCUGGGGCCCACCAAGGGAAUCUGGCCUCCAGUCUCCAUGGCAAUGCAGUCAUUAGCCCUGGGAGCCCCAGUUUGGGCCGGCACCUGGGUGGGUCUGGAUCUGUGGUUCCUGGAAGCCCCAGCUUGGACCGGCAUGUAGCUUAUGGUGGCUACUCUACCCCCGAGGACCGAAGACCCACACUGUCCCGGCAAAGCAGUGCCUCAGGCUACCAGGCUCCUUCCACACCGUCAUUCCCUGUUUCUCCUGCCUACUACCCUGGCCUGAGCAGCCCUGCCACCUCACCCUCGCCAGACUCAGCAGCCUUCCGGCAAGGGAGCCCCACACCAGCCUUACCAGAGAAGCGGAGGAUGUCAGUGGGAGACCGGGCAGGCAGUCUCCCCAACUAUGCUACCAUCAAUGGGAAAGUGUCCUCCUCGCCUGUCGCCAAUGGCAUGGCCAGCCCCAGUGGGAGCAGCACCGUUUCCUUCUCUCACACGCUUCCAGACUUUUCCAAGUACUCGAUGCCAGAUAAUAGUCCGGAGACACGGGCUAAAGUGAAGUUUGUCCAGGACACUUCCAAGUAUUGGUACAAGCCUGAGAUCUCCAGAGAGCAGGCCAUUGCACUCCUGAAGGAUCAGGAGCCAGGGGCCUUCAUCAUCCGAGACAGCCACUCCUUCCGAGGGGCUUAUGGACUGGCCAUGAAGGUGUCCUCACCCCCUCCAACCAUUACUCAGCAGGGCAAGAAAGGAGACAUGACCCAUGAGCUGGUGAGGCACUUUCUGAUCGAGACAGGCCCUAGAGGAGUCAAGCUCAAGGGCUGUCCCAAUGAGCCAAACUUUGGCUCCCUUUCUGCCCUCGUCUAUCAGCACUCCGUCAUCCCACUGGCCCUGCCCUGUAAGCUGGUCAUUCCAAGCCGAGACCCCACAGAUGAAUCAAAAGAUAGCUCAGGCCCUGCCAACUCAACCACUGACCUGCUGAAGCAAGGAGCAGCUUGCAAUGUGCUCUUCAUCAAUUCUGUGGAUAUGGAGUCACUCACCGGGCCACAGGCCAUUUCCAAAGCCACAUCUGAGACUUUGGCUGCUGACCCCACGCCAGCUGCCACCAUUGUUCACUUCAAGGUCUCUGCCCAAGGAAUCACACUGACUGACAAUCAAAGAAAGCUCUUCUUUAGACGACACUACCCCCUCAACACUGUCACCUUCUGUGACCUGGAUCCACAAGAAAGGAAGUGGAUGAAGACAGAGGGAGGUGCCCCUGCUAAGCUCUUCGGCUUCGUGGCCCGGAAGCAGGGCAGCACCACAGACAACGCUUGCCACCUCUUCGCAGAGCUUGACCCCAACCAGCCUGCGUCUGCCAUUGUCAACUUCGUCUCCAAGGUCAUGCUGAGUGCUGGCCAGAAGAGAUGAACGAAUCCUGGAGCCCUUGCCCGAGGCUGGGGCACUGGGGAUGGGGUGUGUGGGGAGGGGAUCUGCGAAUCCUGACCACCUUGAAUCCAGAACGAGGACUUUGGGUCGACCGUGGAGAAGGAGAGAAGAAAGUGCAAUGCUGGGAGAGGGAAGUGAAUUGUGGAGGGAGGGAGGGGAACGGGAGGAAGAGGAAGGAAGGAAGAAGAGAGGAACUCGAAAUCCCCUGUACAGAUGGAAGCCACACCUCCCAAAGCCUCUCCAGCUAGCUGGUGCCCCUCCCCCUCCGAGAGAAUUGAGCUCCCACAGGCACACAACCCUUGGGGGGACCCUAUUUCAUGGAGUAACAAAAAAGCUCGUUCUCCCUAACCCUCCUGCUUUGAGAGAAGAAAUCGAACUGAGGCUUCUUCUCUGGAGGUAAGGUUGCUGGUGGCCAGCUUAUGACAUCAAGCAGUGACACUUUUUCACAUUUUGCUCACCCGAGGCACCCCUGGUCUGUGCUUGCUCUGACUCCUUGUCGCAGGGUCCAAAUGUACUCCCACACGCUGAUCGAUACCUGCCUGUGUCCACUCACCUCAGAUUACAAACAGCUGUGCUUUGUCUGUGUCCCCUGUGAUACACAUAUACACACUGCCCACAGAACGCUAGGGAUAUAGGGUGGCAGGACCCCAGGUCAGAUGACAAGCUGUCUCCUGCAGGAGUCUAGCUUAUGGGUACAGAGUUCUCUCCGCACCUGCCCUCUAGUGGCUCUGGGGGCCUCCAGCCUGUCCUCCGCAGAGACUCUGGUACAGGGGGCAUGGCCGCUAGCAGCAUUCGAGCUGUUCUGUCUCCUGGAGACUGAAGUUGGCUUGGAGGAAGAGGUGAUGCCCACAGUCUGGGGAAGAAUACCCGUUAGGAAGGGAGGCAUCUUUUUUUGCGAUGUGGGGCUCACGGUGAAUUGGGCAUGCGCACUGUGCUGUGGGCUCAUGAGUUGGGCAUGCGCACUGACAAUGCCCAGGACUGCCUUACUCCCUUCCCUCAGCCCAAUUCUGGGCCAGCACUAUCCUUGCACUUGCUCAUCUUCUUGAAGCGUACUGGGGGAUGGGGGCCGUGCCUUUCUGACCUAUCCUGUCCUAAAGGGUCCUCAUGUUCGCUUAUCCCAGGAGCCUGCUUCCCGAAGUCCUGCCUAGGGCACCUGGGGGAACCCCUCCCCUCUGUUUUCCCCUCUGUAAGUGUUUUGGAGUCUGAUGUUGCAGACACCCUCUGUCUGGGCUGCUCAGGGUGACAUCAGAGCACCUCUGGGAAUGCUGCUGGAGAACUACAUGGUCCUCCCACAGUACCAAAGCUUCCCUGUUUCCCCUUUGGCCUCGGUCUCCCCAGCAGAACCAUGCUGUCUGUGGGACAGGGGACAAAAGGUAUGAAUUUAGGCCAAAGGUCCUAUGGUCCAUUUGCGGGGUUGCGAAGGCUCCUGCCACUGCUCGGGCCUCCAUUUAAGCGCAUGGGGGUCCUCAGGGGUGGCAUUGUACUGAUAUAUAAAUAUAUAUAAUAUAUACAUGAGACAUACUGAUAGAAUCUGUAAGCUAAUAAAAAAUAUAAGAAAAAGGUUAAAAAAAGAAUAGGUAAAUUGACAAGAAAUAUUUAUUGUUUUCCCAUAUUGCUUUAUUGUCCCUGGCCACAAACUGUUCCUAUCUGUUUUCUAACAGUAAGCAGUGCCUGACCUGCAGGGGGUCUUUAUAUUCCAAACAACCCAGGGCUAGCCUUGGCCUUGACCCUGGCCGUGGCUGCCCUAGGCUACAUCUGUGGGAUGGCAUGCUCCAGUUCUGGCAAACGGCAGCACGGUUGCCAACAUCCCGUAUUUGUGGACAGCUAGCAGCUUCCGUCCCCUCAGGCCUGAGCCAGGGUGUAUUUGGAGAUCAGGGUGUGUAUGGCCAUGGUGUGGCGUCUCUUGGAUUGUUUUCCUCCUCCAGGGAGCUUUGACUGUGUGGACAUUGUUUAAGGAGCUAGAAAGAGGGCCGGUGAGGAUCAGGAGCCCUCACUUCCCAAAGAAUAAAUGGGCUGAAUGAUCAAGGCUCUUCCAAGUGUCCUUCCCUCUGAGAUACUCAAGGCAAAUGUCUGGAUUUCCCAUUUCCUCAUCCCCCUAACGAAUCCUACUUCUCCCCAUGAUAGAAGGAGACGCUUCUCAUCCCUUUCUUUGUAAAUGAAAGACUCCCAUGUAGUCUGGGGAGUCUCCUCCUAGCUGGAAUGUUGUUCACUUGAGCCUUGGAGAAGCAUCAGAGCCUCUGCAUCCUGCCCUGGGCCAGACCCGAGUCUAGGAUCAGCCUUCAUGGAUGGUCUCACCUUCCCAUGCUGUGCUCAGGCCCAAGCCACGUGUGAGUCUCGUGAAUGACCAAGGUAGAUGCUAGCAAACGGGCGCCUCCUUCUCAGCCUGCCUCUAGGAAGAAUGGACACCAGAGUUUGGCUUUUCUGGAAGAAGGGUGGAGGGGACCUCACUUCUUACAGUGGGAACCACACUGUUGUCUGCCCCCUUCCUAAGUGUGAUUCUCACAGAUGGGCUCCUGCACACUCGCACACGUGCGCGAGCACACACACACAUACACACAGAGAGACCACUUGCACACAGAGCACUCCGUAUGCAACUCUGUAUUCUUGCCAAAGAUUUCCUUUAAACGAGAGCACUUUUCCCCACUGCUCUUUUGUGAAUGAUCUGUUCUGUUGUUGUUUAUUGUUGAAUCUGUGUAUCAACAGGGAGAGUGUUGUCCAUUCUUAGACAGGAAUGAAAGAGGGGGAGGGGAGACAGGAGAACAUGGCGGCCAGCGAUGCCCUUAACAAGACCCCUCAGGAACAGCCCAGGUACAAACGGCCUCCGGCCACUCGGAAGAUCUGAGGUUGGAGGUAGAUGGCAGAGAAGGGCACUGAUGGAGCCAGGAUUGGUGCCCGGGAAGUCCCCGACGGCUCUGGGGGUGGGGACAGGUGUGAAGACCUGGGUUGGAACAGGGUGGACAUGAAGACUGGGAAAAUUAACAGUUGCAUACUGAAGUUGUUACUGUGGACCCCUGGCUACCCUGCCCUGCCAUGUUUUAGGAAAGAAUCCAUAUUUUAGUUUUGAAAGGGGGCAUUUGAGUCUUCUCACCUGACCGCUUCCUAGCAGCUUAGCCUCAGGCAUGAUUGCCAGGAUUCCUGAUAGGCCCUGGCUUUGGAGAGUCCCUAGGGAUAACCCCUCUGGGGGUGUAGGGAGGACACUGUGGCUGUGCAUCCCUCUAAUAAGGGGCUUUCAGGAGAGAGAACCCUCCUGCUGCUGGGAAGUGCAGGAGAGACAAGUGAGUGAACCGUAUCCUUCCGGCUCUGGGUUUUCUUCAUCCUACCUCCCGGGACAUCUGACCCCCUUUCCCCAGCUUCAGAUCUUGGGGAGAUCCAUCCAAGGGAAUCAGCCCUCUCCUGCCUCCAUGUCUUGGGUCCCUGAAGAGCUUGGAACCCAAAGCUAGGGCCCACCCCUGCACUUAGGCCUUGGAUGAAGAUCUUGAGACUGGUGUUUGUGUGGUCAUUGGUGGACAGGAUGUAUGUGCGUGCGCGUGUGUGUAAGUGAGGGUGUGUGUGCGUGGUCUGCUUAUCUCUAGGGAACUUCGAGGUGGGAAGUGGGAGGUGGGAGGUGGAGGGACCCAGUAGUGAGAAGAACUAGGAGGUGAGGCCUAAUGGGCCGCAGAUUGGUCAUGUUUUAGUGCUGAUGACAGAGGGGCCAGUCCCAGGGGAGGAGGCUUGGCGGGCCACUUUCUUGUCUCCUGUCUCAUCAAACUUGGAGCGUCUCAGUCAUUUUCCAUGCCUGGGCCCCUCACAGCAGCAAGGCUACAGAAGUGCGACACACCCAGUGUGUGUCAGUGUUCACAGUCCAGCCCUCCCUGAGGACCCACAUUUGGCUCGUAUGUGUGUGAGCACGUUGGGGUGCGCAUGAGGUAUCUCCCCAGUCUCUUCCCUCUGUUGCCCGAAUCAAAGGUAAGACGUCCCUCACGUCCUGAUCAUCCCAACUCUGCCUCCCAGGCCCUCUGCUGGGAAACCCACACCCGGAGUCCAUGCCCUGCCCCCGCCCCCGGCUGUGUAUUUAUAGAUGGAAAUAUACUUUAUAUUUUGUAUCAUUGUGCCUAUAGCCUCUGCCACCUUGUAUAAACCCUGAUGUAUGCUAAGUGUUCUGGACAUGAAUGUAUGUACACUGAUGCUGUCCCCUCUGUACAGCUGCUUACUCUCACCAUCCAUGUAUGGCUUUAUAAAGGAUAAAGUUAAACACAAA